AUGGAUGAUCCAAACGAUUAUGUAUACGAUAAUAUUAGCACAGAUGGAUUGAAUAAAAGAUCAGAUAUUAUAUAUGAAGAUUAUUAUGCAAAAAAUGUGAAACGGCGGAAAUUUAAGUCUUCCGAAAAAAUAACGGAAGAAAAUGAAGAGUUACCAAAAAAGGCAAAAAGGAAACUUAAGGAAUAUUAUGAAGUUUUAUUUGAUAAUAAGAUAAUAAAUUUACCAUUUAGUGCUGACUCAAUAAAUGUACAGCAAAGAGGGUUUCAUGAUUAUAGCAAAGAAAUGAAAUUAAAAAAAAAUCAUAUGAACAAACCAUUAUGGAUAUGUUCAGAUGGAUUUAUAUAUUUAGAAAUGUUCAACAGUUGUAGUAAACAGGCUUCAGAUUUUCUUAUAACAAUAGCAGAACCUAUUUGUAGGCCUGAAAUAAUACAUGAAUUUCAGUUGACAAUUUUUUCAUUAUAUGCAGCUAUAUCUGUUGGUAUAACCUUAGAUGAGUUAUUAUUAAAUUUGGAUAAAUUUUCUAAAAACGUAUUACCUAGCGAAUUAGUGUAUAGUAUAACAAAAAGUGCUGAAUCAUUUGGUAAAGUAAAAUUAGUAUUAAGAGAAAAUAAAUAUUAUAUCGAAGCUAAAGAUAAAUUUGAAUUAGAUUAUUUAUUAAAUAAUAAUAUUAUUAAAAAUGCACGGGUAUAUUCAACCGAUGUUAAUAAUAACGAUUCAAAAAAAAAUAAUAUGUUUAAUUUAAAUGGUAACUUUAUGGAAAAUAGUAGGGGUGAUAACACAGGUGCUUCAGGAAAUGUUUUAAACGACGAAGCGGAGAAUAAGAAACAAAAAGAUGCCUACGUCACAUACGAGGCCCCUGUACUCGACACAGCACAGCUAGGUUUCAAAAUAAGUGAAAGUGAAAAACAGCUGAUGCUAGAGGAAACAAAGAAAAAUGCAAAUGAUAACUCGAAUGAGAAUUCAGCAGAAGUUUAUUCCUUUGAAGUAAAUUGUGAUAAAAUAGAAGAAGUUAAACAAGAAGCAUUACAAACUAUGCAAAGGCCAUUAUUAAUGGAAUAUGAUUUUCGAAGAGAUAAAAAAAAUCCUAAUUUAAAUUGUUCAUUAAAAAGUCAUGUACAAAUAAGAUAUUAUCAAGAAAAAGCAUUAAGAAAAAUGUUUAGUAAUGGUAGAAGUAGAUCAGGGAUAAUUGUACUACCUUGUGGUGUUGGUAAAACUUUAACUGGUAUAACUGCAGCAAGCACAAUAAAAAAAUCUUCCUUAUUUUUAACAACAUCAGCAGUAGCUGUUGAGCAAUGGAAGAAACAGUUUGAAGAUUUUACAAAUAUUCAUCCAAGGCAUAUAAGAAUAUUAACAUCAGAUUAUAAGUUUGAUUUAUGGCCAAUUAAUGAGGCUGGUGUAUUAAUAUCAACAUAUACUAUGUUGGCAUAUUCAGGUAAAAGAAGUGAACAAAGUUUAAAAAUUGUUAAUGAUAUAAGGAGAAGAGAAUGGGGUUUAUUAGUUUUUGACGAAGUGCAAUUUGCCCCUGCACCAUCAUUUAGAAGAAUUAAUGAUAUAGUAAAGUCCCAUUGUAAACUUGGGUUGACUGCUACAUUAGUUAGAGAAGAUUUACUUAUAAGAGAUUUGCAAUGGAUUAUUGGGCCUAAGUUAUAUGAAGCUAAUUGGGUAGAGUUACAAAAUAAAGGAUUUUUGGCAAAAGCUUUAUGCAAAGAAAUUUGGUGUAGUAUGCCUAGUUCUUUUUAUAAAUAUUAUUUAAAAUCAAAUAGCUUUAUAAAACGGCGAUUAUAUACAUGCAACCCUAGAAAAUUAAUGAUGUGUGAAUAUUUAAUAAAAUAUCAUGAACAAAAUAAUGAUAAAAUUAUUGUUUUUAGUGAUAAUAUAUUUGCGCUAUUGCAUAUAGCCAAAACUUUGAAUAAACCUUUUAUUUAUGGUAAAUUGUCACCUAUUGAAAGAAUUGCAAUAAUAAAUAAAUUUAAAAAUGAUUCAACGAUUAAUACUAUUUUGUUAAGUAAAGUCGGAGAUAAUGCUAUAGAUAUACCUAUAGCAAAUGUUGUUAUACAAAUAUCAUUUAAUUUUGCUUCGAGAAGACAAGAAGCACAGAGAUUAGGAAGAAUUAUUCGACCAAAAAAUAGAGCAAAUGAAAAAAAAAAUAUCAAUGAUCCUGAUUCGUUUUUUUAUUCUUUAGUUAGUAAAGAUACUAUUGAAAUGUGCUACUCAGAUAAAAGGCAACGAUUUCUUAUAAACCAAGGAUAUGCUUAUAAUGUUCUUAGUGAUAAUAUCGUUGAUUUUAAUAAAUUAAAUUUAGUAUAUAAAAACAAAAAAAUUCAAGACAAUUUACUUAAAUGUAUUUUGGCCAGUACAGAUGAUGGAAAUAAUGAUGAAGAUGAUGACGCAUUUGAUGAUAUGGAUUUUAAAAAGGAACCCCCCAAAACUAAUAAAAGGAAUAGUAGUGUUUUAUCAAGUAAUAAUGACAAUUUGGUAAGAAUGUCAGAUAGUGAUGGACUUCUCAAGUUAUCUACAAAUAUGGAUAUAACAUUUAAUGAUAAAAAAAAAACAACUUCGAAAAAGUUUGCAGAUAAACACAUUCUUUUCAGAAAAUUUUUGAACCAAAACCGAUAA
Molecule: messenger RNA, 2616 nt
Organism: Plasmodium vinckei vinckei
Lineage: Eukaryota; Apicomplexa; Aconoidasida; Haemosporida; Plasmodiidae
Product: DNA repair helicase RAD25, putative
Exons: 3
Coding region: 1-2616 (871 amino acids)
Biological process (GO): nucleotide-excision repair; transcription initiation at RNA polymerase II promoter
Cellular component (GO): nucleotide-excision repair factor 3 complex; transcription preinitiation complex; transcription factor TFIIH holo complex
Molecular function (GO): 3'-5' DNA helicase activity; ATP binding; DNA binding
Source: RefSeq, a predicted model, not a curated record